UGUCUGACUGAACUCGCUGUCAGAUAGUUUGUCGUUUUAUGUCCGAUACGUGUGGCCAGUAGACAUAUGUAGCAGCAAUGUAACGCUCCACAACGAGUGUUGCUAACGACUGGGCCCGGCUAACAGUACACUAGCACGGUUAGCACACUGCUAGCUGCUAAGAUGAAUAGCGUAGCUUACCCGGUUAGCUAUAGCAAUCGCCGGGCUUUUUAAAAAUUCCGUGUGGAUAUAGGUAACAUUACAUGUGCAAAUAAUAUAACGUUUGUUAUGUUAUGCGGAUUACACGCUCUCCAAAACCGAAACGUCACAUGUUUUGCCAAUACGUCACCUUAAUGGAACUUGUGUCACGUUGUUUAAUGUCUAAUGGAGCAAGAACUCAGCCACUUGUCGAGGCUGCAGAAGCAAUAUUACACGUCGAAAUGUUACCUAUUCUAGUGUCUGGUUAUGUCUACACAAGUUAAUGUUACUGUCACAAUGUAAUAAUGAUGGUAUCAUACUAAAGCCUAACGUAUUUUCAUAAUGAAUUGCUCAUUCAUCUGUGAGUCUUUGAUUGUUUGAACCUCUUAAAGAAUCUGCAGAUUAUAUAUGCAGACAUCAACGUGGACUUUGAUCAAUCAGGUAUUACUAUUAGAUGCAGCCAUAAUGUGUACGUACAUAUGGGUCAUUAUUGUUAAAUCCUUGUCCCUGCCCACUCGUAUUAAUUUAUAUUAUGAAGCGUAUAUUAUUCUAAUUUUACAAAAGUAAUUUCAAUGCUUUUCCCAAAGGGGGACCAGAACUGCUGUUGUUUUCCAAUCAGGACAGGACCCAGACACGCCCUCUCCUCUGUGUCAGCAGCGAUCUGUGCUUUGGUGGGAAAGGCCCCAAUCACCCCGCCUCCCCGUGUUGCCGAUUUUUCGAGCUGCGUGAGGACAUAUGUCAGUUUCUGCAAAGCAAAGGGAAGAACACAUCAGAGCUCCGGGAGCAGACGUUUCUGUGAGACAUCUCAAGCAUCUCGAUGCGCUGAACCUGCAUCUGCAUCAUCACAGACAUGCACGCAGCAUAAAAGGUUAAACUACGCCAACCAUGCGCAGCGUCUGGCUCAUGGGGACUGGACAGGGGCAGACAGCGAUGGAGAGGAGGACAUGGAGAAGAAGGAGGACGGGGAGCGGGAGCAGGACGACCACACGGAGGAAGAGGAGAUGGAGAUUGAGAGGAGGAAGCUGCCAAAGCAUUCUGCGAACCAAGGCUCCACUGCUGCGUACACUAAAAGCGGCUACUGUGUGAACUGCUUCCCCUCCCUGCUGCCCGGUGGGAACCGACACAACUCAGCCAUGGGGAAAGCUCCACCACUCAGCCGGCCCGGACUCCGUCUCCCCUCACACCCUGAAGCAUUGUACUACUUGAUCCUGGACUGCAUUUACAGCGAGGUGGACAGAACGUACUGUAGUACUGUAGUACCGGGUGGCCUACAUCCUGGAUGUCAUGUGCUGUCCAAAGUUCAGGAGACGGACGGCCUAUCGGAAAUCGCCAAGCGAAACGUGACGGGAACAGAGGCUCUUUACAUUCAUGCCCCAUCCUGUCCUUCCUCUCUGGAUACUGGAACUUUUUGA
This is a messenger RNA of Gasterosteus aculeatus aculeatus (three-spined stickleback), 1589 nucleotides long. The record is from RefSeq and is a predicted model, not a curated record. NCBI's taxonomy places the organism in Eukaryota, Metazoa, Chordata, Actinopteri, Perciformes, Gasterosteidae.